AUGCUAACUUUACAUCAUAAAAUUGCAUCCUAACCAGACUUUACAGUUGAAAAUAGUCCCGAACCCAAAUCUUAAAUAUUUAGGUUUUAAAAGCCUGCUUCAUUUCUGAAUAAUCUAGAACAUCAUAAAAAUGGCUAAACCGAAAACUUUUAAAGUGACAAACCAGAAGGUAUUUAUCAACAAGGGGCACAGACUGAUAGAGUAUAAGAAGUUACAAUCCGAUUUCCGAAGAUUUAAUAAAACUCAUCACAGCAAAUUAAUAAACCAUUAAACUUGAUGCCCGAAUCAAAACACAAUCAACUUAAAGUCUAAUUACAAAAUAUUUUUUCUCAAUAAAAUUCUCUCAGUGAUUCUCACAUCAUAUUGCCAGGACUCCACAAAUAAAGAAGGGAAUCACAUAUGUUUAUUAAAAUGAUUGAGGAGCAGUUGAGCUUCCCCAAUUAGGAAUCCUAAAGAUCAGUGCAAAAUAGAUUCAACAGAAAAGUAAAGAACUCAACUUAAAGUUAAACAGACUUAGAAACUCAAAUAUUAUAAAACAAUCUUGAGAAUUCCCAAUUGGAUGACUUAAAUGCUUAAAGAAAAGUUGAAUUUUAUAAACGUGUGAAGGUAAUUAAUAUGUAAAAUGGGAGAAUAGCCACAGAAGUGAUAAAAGAAGAGGAUGAAUUACAACUUCCUGUAAAAGUUAAAAGAAAAUUUGUUUCUUAAAAAACGAAAUUUUUCCCUGAGAAUUUAAACAAAUGA
Molecule: messenger RNA, 741 nt
Organism: Paramecium octaurelia
Lineage: Eukaryota; Ciliophora; Oligohymenophorea; Peniculida; Parameciidae
Source: the annotation of a GenBank genome assembly